Messenger RNA from Choloepus didactylus (southern two-toed sloth), 1221 nucleotides. RefSeq names its product translation initiation factor IF-2-like. Lineage: Eukaryota; Metazoa; Chordata; Mammalia; Pilosa; Megalonychidae. The coding region runs from base 1 to 939 and encodes 312 amino acids. The transcript is spliced from 4 exons. The record is from RefSeq and is a predicted model, not a curated record.
AUGGGGAAGAGACAGGCUCGCCCAGAGACUUCGCUGCGCACUCUAGCCGUGUUCCCUACCCCAAGUGGAUCUGAGGAGCUUGAGAAAGGCGGCGCAGAAGCUUCCCAAGGCUGCCGGUGGGACUCGGACCGCGGCGGGCCCCGCCAGGCGGACCAACUUCGGGACGCAGAGGAAGCGCGGUGGGGCGGGGACGCCGGCAGCGGUUCGGUCCCAGGGUACCGACCUGGCCGCCUGGUCCGCGUCGUGUUCCAGCCUGUGACCACCCGCCGCACUUCCGGGCGCCGCUCGACCCCGCCCGGGACCCGCAGCCACGCGCCCAAGGAGCCCUGUCCGCCGUCGGCUCCGGACCACCCAGCUCUCGGUCGAGUCGCGCGCGGACAAGGCGACGCCGUGUCCCCGCCACCACAGAAAGGCAAUUUCGAAGGCGUCGCCAUCUUGGUGCCGACGCCCCAGGUGGACGGGAUCUCCGCGGCUGGCCAGGCGCACCGCAACCCGCGGGAAUCACAUAGGCGGAGCAGCGGAAGCAACAGCAGCAGCAGCCGCAGCCCCGCGGAAUCUGUCAUCGCCUUUGCCCGGGUGCGCUGGGGAGCCGGGUGUCGGGCCGGCAGGAUGCUGCGGCGGGUUGCCGCAGGCCUGGCGCUGGAGGAAUGCCGCCGGGCGGGGCAGAGGGAAGGGGGCGCGGUGGGACCUCGGCCCCUCCAGGGACCACAGGGGGAAGGAAGAGGAGAACCGGGCAGCAGAAGGGGGCCAGGACCGCCUCCUGUGCCUUCAUGGGGAGAGCCCGGCAUGUGGUUUACAACUUCCGAGGUCCCACUGGCAGAGAGGGUGAGUGUUGUGUGGCUAGUUUACACUCUACCGGCUCUAGGACUGUUCGACAAUGGGAGCAGGAUGCUGGCCAUGGGCACAACUUUCAAAAAGACCCGCACUCUGGUGGCCUAACAGGUGCUUGGAGAGUGGGCCGGUUCCCCCAAACCCCACAAACAGGAGAGCUCUUUGAAUGUGGGACUGCGAGGGUAGGAGAGCCAGCAGGAGGGUAGGACUUGCUUGCCCAAAGGAAUCUAAUUUUUCCCUAAAGUAAUGAUGCCAAUAAACACACCCACCCUUUAAAAGGGGAAAACUCUGGGCUGGUAAUGGGGGUCCUGAUUUGAGGUUAGGGGUGGGCUCUAGGCCUCUGAGGGAAAAGCUUCCUUUCCCAGUGCCACUCCCCCCCCCCCACUUUGU